This is a messenger RNA of Corticium candelabrum, 2212 nucleotides long. RefSeq names its product cytochrome b5 reductase 4-like. The transcript is spliced from 17 exons. NCBI's taxonomy places the organism in Eukaryota, Metazoa, Porifera, Homoscleromorpha, Homosclerophorida, Plakinidae. The record is from RefSeq and is a predicted model, not a curated record. Gene Ontology annotation, molecular function: FAD binding; oxidoreductase activity; heme binding. The coding region runs from base 100 to 1962 and encodes 620 amino acids.
CGCUCCAUUCCCGACUCAAUCCAUCACUCAUCGUCAUAUCAACACACUCCACAUCAUUCGUCCCCUCUAACUCUUCUCAACGACGCUCCAGUCGCCACCAUGUCUCUCGCUCCUCCGACAGUUAACACAGGCGGCAACGCGACCGGCAGCGGUCGAACCAAAGUGGCUCUAAAGCCGGGACACAGUCUGAUGGACUGGGUGAGACUGUCAAACGACAGAAAUAAGGAUCUGACUGGAGUUGGCGGGCGAGGGAUAUUCGGUGCUGUGACUGAAGAUGACCUGAGGAAACAUGCCACGGAAGAUGAUCCGUGGAUUGCAGUGAGAGGAGAGGUGUACAACAUUAAGCCUUAUUUGGAGUUUCAUCCUGGUGGUGUGGAUGAGAUCAUGAGAGGUGCAGGGAAAGACGCAACACAAUUGUUUAAUGAAAUCCACAAAUGGGUUAAUGUGAAAUCGAUGUUGUCCAGCUGUUAUAUUGGUCCGUUUGUGGAGACGCCUAAGCAAGCCGGAAAAACUAAGGCAAGAAAAUCUGCAACAAGUCUUGCCCCAUCUCCCAGUGGCAUGGCAACUCUCAAGGUUUCUCAACCAACUGCCAGCUCUUUGUCCAGCUCUCCUCAGAAACCGAAGAAAAUUAGUCGUAUUCUUGCUGCUGUUGGGAAGAAAUCGUCUCUCGUGGAUUUGUUUAAGCGGAAAGCAUCUGAUGCAACUCAUGACAGACUUGAAGUUGAUUCUCCCAUCUUCGAGACGACACGCACCAGCUGUCCCGGCUCUCCAGUUUUGAAUCGUGGAAAAAAGACUCAAACAGCUCACCAUAAACUGAAACGAAGGCAAUCAGUGCCCACCUUGUUCCACAAGGCUCGCAUGGCCGAUACAGAAGAGCAAACAAUACCUCAACUACACUACAAUUGGGAUCAAACAGAUGUCAAUGUUAUCUUUACUCUUCAGACCAAUUACAAGAAAUUGGAUCACGGUGAUGUGGUUGUACGAGUGGAGAAGGGUGUGAGGAUGACUAUUACGGUGUCUCUUGGAGAGAUUGUGUAUGAAGUGUUGGGUGAUUUAUAUGCUGCAGUCACUGGACUAGCAGUGAACUUUGUUGAUAAAUGGUGUGAUGUCUGCUUCACCAAGCAGGAACCAGUUCAUUGGCCUGUUGUUCAUAAGGAUAUUCCACUUGAUGUGACAUUCACUCAGAAGAAGAAAUUCGAGAUGAAAUACUAUGAAUGCAAGGUGAGGGACGUGAAGAAAGUCACACAUGACACGAAGCUGUUGCUGGUGGAAUAUCCAGCAUUAAUGUAUGUGUCAGUCCCUGUGGGGCAUCAUGUCUACAUUAGGCACACCGUGGAAGGUUUUGAAGUGAGUCGGCCGUACACUCCAGUUGCUAACUUCCAAGGAGACAGCGGCUUUGAACAAGGACGCACAAUCUUAUUGAUGAUAAAGAUAUAUCCAUUGGGAUCUCUUACACAACAUAUUGGGAAACUUGAACUAGGAAGUACAAUUGACAUUAGUAGCCAUGAUGGAACUUUUAAUGCGGCUUGCCUCACUGCCGUGUCAACGUUAUGUCUUAUUGGAGCUGGUAGUGGGUUUACUCCAAUGGCAAAGUUGAUUCGGGAGUUUUUAGAUAAGAGAGAGUCAGUAGAUAGAGAACAGAGUGACGUGGCAAUCAGACAAGUGAAGCUGCUAUGUGCAAACAAGACUGUUGAAGACAUAAUGUGGGCGGAAGAGUUAGAUGCCUUACAGUCGUCAUCAAAUGGCGGGUUCGAAGUUUGUCACACGUUGUCCAAACCAUCGAGAGAAUGGACGGGCCUAACGGGUCGUAUCUCCAAGCAAAUGCUUGAAGACUUCUUUCCUUCAUCCGACCAAAAGAACGUGUAUGUCUGUUACUGUGGUAAUCUGCCAUUCAACGUGAUGAUCAGAAGGUUUCUAAGGCAGCUCGAGUUUCAAGAUGAACAGUGUCAUUUGUUCAAAUAAAAUUUUGCAAGACCAACAGUUAAUUUUUGAAAUUUUAUUGAUAUUAAUUAACAGGUUAUGACUCAUAAGUAUAGUCACUGCUAUGAAAAUUUAAUAUCAAUUAUGUAAGAGUGACACUUAUUUUUAGAAAGAGGUUAUGACUUAUACACAUAUAUGUGAUCACUGCUGAUAUGUAAUUAUUGUGUUGGGAAUAUUUUGUGCUGGAACACAAGAAUUGUUAUUGAUUGUGAAAUUUAAGUUUGAAACAUUA